UUCUGAUCCCCACUCUUUCCUCUUGCUAAAUGCUUGCAGACUUGCAAUUACGCAGCAGCUGUCCCAGAUCUUUACACGGCUCCGCCCCCAUCGCUCUCACAGUCUCGCCGCCGCCCAGUCCCCUCUUGGAACCUCGUCGGGGCUUCCUGAAAAAUGGUGGUCUCGUACACGCAGGAGCACGUGUACCGGCACCCCUGGCACCGCGUCACCGCCGCGGCGUGGCGCAAGUUCACCGACCCGGCGGCUCGCGAGGCCCCGCUCUCCCACAUCCUCGACGUGCAGACGCUGUCCCGCCGCCUCGACCCGCGCGCCGGCCGCCUCCAUGCCGUGCGCGCCAUCGCCGGGCGGGCCCCCGCGCCUCUGCCCUUCCUCCUCCGCCCCCUCGCCGCCGGCGUCGACGCCGUGCUCUGCGUGGAGCGCACCACCGUGGACUGCCCCGCGCGCGCCAUGCUCGUGAUCUCCCGCAACGCCAACCUCCGCCGGCUCGUGGACGUGGAGGAGCGGUGCCGCUACGGGCCCCACCCGGAGCGGCCGGAGGAGUGGACGCUUGUCACGCAGGAGACCACCAUCCGGUGCGCGCCGCUCGCGGCCGUGUCGGCCGUGGUCGCCGGGCUGGUUGAGCGGCGGUGCGCCGAUAGCUUCGUGCAGAACGCGGCCAAGGGGCAGGAGGUCGUCGAGCGGAUCUGCCAAGGUCUCGCGCUUGCAGACCACGAGGACUAAAAGUCUCCGGCGGCCGAGGCAGAAGAGAUGGUCUUGGCGAUUUUCUGUGUACAGGCGUUUGCUUUCAGACAGUAGUAAUAAUAUGUAAAUACCGGGAGUGAAUAAAUAUCGCAAAUUCUUUGAUCACUUGUUAAUUUGCUGAA
Molecule: messenger RNA, 863 nt
Organism: Brachypodium distachyon (stiff brome)
Lineage: Eukaryota; Viridiplantae; Streptophyta; Magnoliopsida; Poales; Poaceae
Product: protein slowmo homolog
Exons: 1
Coding region: 154-720 (188 amino acids)
Biological process (GO): phospholipid transport
Cellular component (GO): mitochondrial intermembrane space
Molecular function (GO): phosphatidic acid transfer activity
Source: RefSeq, a predicted model, not a curated record